AUGGAAUGUAUAUUGUUUUCUAUAACCAUGUUUUAGUUUUGCAGAAUUAACAUUCCACUGUUGUGUUAAAGGGGAGGAGUUAAGAGUUAAAAAAAAGUUACCCUCUUCCAUUUGAACAUAACGCACACAUGCAGAUGGAGACUCAAAACAGAAAGCGCUGAGAGUGUCGAAGUGUUGCUUGACUUUGGGACUUGAAAGGAAAGAAAGAUGAGGAGAAUAAUAAUGGAGUGCAAUGAGAACUUGAUUCAAUACCUCAGCUGGUGGUUUAUUAUCGGUGGUGUGGCAUAUCUCCUCAGGCAGACCAGGACCCACACCCCGUACGGACGCUAUGUGAGCUCAGAUGGGACCCCGGGGUGGACAUGCCCUGCCAAGCUGGCCUGGUUCCUCCAGGAGCUGCCUUCCUUCCUGGUGCCAGUGUUCCUUCUUCUCACCACAGUCCCAAAACCCGGUCUGGGCAAGGAAAUGCUGGUUUGGACCUUCUGUCUCCAUUACUUCCAAAGAACAUUCAUCUAUUCCUUGCUGACCAGAGGACGCCCUUCACCUUGUUACAUCGUCUUCUCUGCGGUGGUCUUCUGCUCCGUCAAUGGUUUUCUCCAGGGCCACUACAUGCUCCACUGUGCAACUUACAGUGAUGAGUGGCCAUCUGACAUUCGGCUGGGAACUGGUUUGCUAAUGUUUUUUGUUGGAAUGGCCAUCAACAUCCACAGUGACCACAUUCUACGAAAUCUGAGAAAAUCUGGGGAGGUUGUUUACAAAAUUCCCAAAGGGGGAAUGUUCGAGUAUGUAUCUGGUGCAAACUUCUUUGGGGAGAUUCUAGAGUGGUGCGGUUAUGCCGUAGCAACAUGGUCUCUGCCAACGUUCUCCUUUGCUCUGUUCACUUUGUGCUCGAUUGGACCACGGGCCUAUCAUCAUCACAGGAAUUCAGCUCCGCUAUCAUCACAGCAGUCUAUAUUCCCCUGCAGGCGGGAUAAAAUGUGUGCGCUGGAAGUCCUAUAUGGAGUUAUAAUUGGACUAGAGGACGUCCACCCUGAGGAAGCUGCUAUUGUUGUUGGCAGAUAUGAGAAAUGUUUUACCAGAUUACCACAUGCUCAUUUACUUUCCUACCUGGGGCGAUCAGACUCUUCACCAUUGUGAUUCACAAAUACGGAAUUAUUACAAACACCUCCCCCACCCUGCAUUCAGGAAAGCAGAUCAUACUUCAAGUUUGCUCCCCCCUCCUACAAAUAAUGCCUAAAAAAGGACAAAUUGGGUUCUAAGACAGUUCAACACAGGAAUGAGGAAUCCAUUACUGUCCUAGAGGGCUGCUUUGAAUCAACAGAUUGGCAGAUGUUCUGUGAUGCAGCCGAUGGGAACAUUGAUGAAUACAUAGACUCUGUCUCAGCAUAUACAGUAUCUCCAAAUGCAUCGACGAUGUUGUCCCCGAGGGUCACUGUCAGGACUUUCCCCAGCCGAAAGCCCUGGGUAAAUGGUAAUGUCUGUGCUCAGCUUAGAGCACUGCCUCCAUCUAUAGCUCUGGGGACCUAGAGGCCUUAAGCAGAUCCAGAUAUGACCUUCGGAAGGCAAUCAAGGAUGGAAAAAGAGAAUGCAGGAAUAAGUUGGUGUCUAAGUACCACAGCUCUGACCCCAGAUGCAUGUGGGGAGGACUGCUGCACAUCAUAGAAUAUAAAGGGAGAAAUAGCAGUGAUGCCCAUCCCGCCGCCUCGCUCCCUGACGGGGUCAACACCUUCUCUGCACCGUUUGAGGCAACCAAAACAAUUCCUUCAGUGAGGCUUGCUGAGGACCAGGACGACUACACUCACUAACCACGGCUGACGUGAGGAGAUUUUCAAAAAGUGAACCCUCAGAAGUCACCAGGGCCAGAUGGCAUUCCAGGCAGUGUCCUCAGGGGCUGCGCUGACCAACUAGCGGAGGUUUUCACCUCCAUAUUCAACCUCUCCAUCUGUCUGUAGUCCCCUCCUGCUUCCGACUGCCAUCGACCCCGUAGCAAAGAAACCAUCACCUGCCUGACUACCGCCCUGUAGCACGGACCUCCACCAUCACAUCGAUGGAGCUGAAGUUGA
This is a messenger RNA of Esox lucius (northern pike), 2060 nucleotides long. It is a transcript of the gene srd5a2a, whose product is annotated as steroid-5-alpha-reductase, alpha polypeptide 2a. The record is from RefSeq and is a predicted model, not a curated record. Gene Ontology annotation, cellular component: membrane. The coding region runs from base 208 to 1134 and encodes 308 amino acids. Gene Ontology annotation, biological process: steroid biosynthetic process. Gene Ontology annotation, molecular function: 3-oxo-5-alpha-steroid 4-dehydrogenase activity. The transcript has 5 exons. NCBI's taxonomy places the organism in Eukaryota, Metazoa, Chordata, Actinopteri, Esociformes, Esocidae.